Messenger RNA from Magnolia sinica, 1356 nucleotides. Its product is annotated as glyoxysomal processing protease, glyoxysomal-like. Bases 1 to 1356 code for a protein of 451 amino acids. The record is from RefSeq and is a predicted model, not a curated record. Gene Ontology annotation, cellular component: peroxisome. Gene Ontology annotation, biological process: protein processing. The transcript has 7 exons. Lineage: Eukaryota; Viridiplantae; Streptophyta; Magnoliopsida; Magnoliales; Magnoliaceae. Gene Ontology annotation, molecular function: serine-type endopeptidase activity.
AUGGGAUCUGUUUUAAGUAUAUCUGUUGGAGCUGUCUCAAAGUACUGCCCUCCAGGUUCUCAUGAAAGUUCAUUGCUGAUGUCAGAUAUUCGGUGCCUCCCUAUGAAUGCCACAUUGCUCUUCACUUGUUUCAUCAUCAUCCUGAAUUCAGACCAUAGUGCUGGUUUCUCAUUUCUUGUGGUCACAUGGAAUGCCAUAUCAACUGCUUGGAGGAAUGAGCAGCAGAAAGUACAAAGAAGGACCAGAAGAAAUCAGGAUGGCUAUGAUAUAAAGAAGGCAGGGUCAUACAACAAUACCGACUUCCAUAGAUUCCUCAAUUACUACACACAGGAACUUCCAAAGACACAUUGCUCCCCACCCUUUCCAUUUGAGAAGGCUAUGCCUUUCUAUUGUUCUUGUCGUGUACUCAACAAUCAGGGCCUAAUACCCACAAGUGCUCACACUCUACAGCAGUUGAGAUUUCCAACCAAGCGUCCACUCAGUGGAAUGGAUGUAACCACAUUCCCGACCAUCUCCAUAUGUGAGCUAGAAAGAAGUGAUGACAAAAACCGAAGGCAGUGGUCUUCUCCAUCUUUGGUGGAGACUAUGAAUGGUUGUGUGGGGGAUGUUAUCGAGAAACGCUAUGAACGAUUGUAUGUUCGUCUAGAUCAUACAGAGCCCCCUCUUUGGUGUUAUGCUACAGCUGUGUAUGUUUCUAAGGGACCCUUGGACGUUGCAUUGCUGCAACUGGAGUCUUUUCCAAAUCAACUCCGCCCAAUCACUCCACACUUUGGAUGUCCAUCUCCAGGAUCGAAGACAUUUGUCACUGGACAUUGUCUCUUUGGACCAACGUCAGGUCUCUAUCCAUUUGUUUACUCUGGAGUAGUAGCAAGGGUGGUUGAAGAGGCCUACAGUUCAGGUGUACCAGUAAUGCUUGAAACGACAGUUGCAUCGCAUCCAGGCAGUAGUGGCGGUGCAGUGGUAAAUUCAGAUGGUCAUAUGAUAGGACUAGCCACCGGGCGUUUAGGGACCAUACCAUUUCUCGACUUCAGCAUACCCUCUGAAGCUCUAAGGCUAAUCUUCGAUUUCUCAAGAGGUAUAGGGGAUCUGUCGAUCUUACAGCAAGCUAUGGACAAGCCCAAUGAAUUCCUUUCUUCUGUGUGGGGGUUGAAGCAACAACCAUCGUCUCAGAGGCUAGGGCCCUUCCCUUACCUGCCAAAAUCUCUCGUGGAGAAGAUUAACGAAGGAAAAGGAUCUCGUUUUGUUAAUUUCCUUGCCAAAAAACGUGCUGAGACAUUCCCUGGGGAGCCACCUCCAAGCAUGGAUAAGCCUAUCAAAGAAGAGUUCCUUACUAAGAUUCUUCCAAGCAACCUCUAA